UUUGCCAGUUGGAAAGAAAAGGAUGCUGCUAUGCAUCAAGUUCUCAUUUUAUCACAUGGGCCGAUGCAAAUUGGUCAAAACGAACCAAAAACGCGCCAAACUGAGAUGUGCAAAUCGGUAGCGUCACCAUUACUGUUUGGAAUUUCGAUUUGUGCACAUGGACCGACGCCCAUGUGAAGUGUAUAUAUUCUGUAAAAGAUCCGAUAAUUGUGUUAUUUGAUUCGAGGGCAUAAACUGCUUAUAACAGUCUGUUACUAACGCAAAAAUUUGGCUUGAAGCUAAUAAAGUGAGAAGAAAAAUCGUGGAAGAAAAAUAAACGCGACAAAAUGGCACAGAGUUUUCAAGAAAAUGUUCGUAAUGAUGACAGCUUGAUGCAAUUGUUGAGCCUCGUUGAUAAUAAGGCAAUCGGCGACAAUGGCGAAAUCCGAAUCGGUGAUUUUCAAGGCACUUGUGCAAAAAUCACAACGAUCAACACAAAGAAUCCACGUGAGUACACACGCCGGAUUGCGUGGACAUUGACUGGACGCUUACUGUUAGGCUUGACCACAUAUCAUGACAUUCAAGUGCGGUUAUGUCUAGAGGAAAGUCGUCAGCUCUUGGGCAAAUGCAGCGGUCGAUUGUUCGACAUUGAAAAAGUAACAAAACGCAAAACCAAACAAGUGAUCACAAAAUCGAAGAACAAGAAAGCGCGUACAGUCGAAGUGGUUGAAGAGGAAGAGACUGAAAACGAAAGAGUUCGCUUCUGGGAAGUGCCGCUUGUGUUAGACAAAAAUGACAUCACCAAAUAUCCGGAUACGACAUUGGUUCCAGCUAGCAAAGUCACACUGCGUGAGAUUGACGAGCCGACAAUGCCCGAUUUUGUCGGAAUCGAUGCAUCGUUGGAGAAUGGUUUUGGUGACGAUGGGUUUGGUGUGUUCGAAGAGGAAGACGAGGAAAUGGUGGCGAUGGAUGACGCCGAAUUGAAUAACACUCGAUCGAAUGACUUGGUGGGUAUUGUUCCACGUCACCCUUCGAUCGAUUUGGACGAGAAUAUGAAUAACGUUGACGAGCUGGACAUCGACCUGGAGUCGAUUGGCAAUCGAUCUGAACAAGCAGCCGGAGCACCACCACCACCAGAGCCAAGUGUGCGUCGAAAGGAAAAUCCACUCAAUUUGCUGGCCAAAGUGACGCCGUUAGCACCACUAGCUGUUACAGCAUUGCGAAUCGGCGGUGGAAAACGUAAACGCUCGAUUUUCAAAGAUGAGGACAAGAUUAUUUCGAAUCGUUUGAUGAGAAAACGCACAACAAACGCAACAAUUGGUUGCAACGUUCGCCGAUCUAAUCUCAUGACGCAAGAUAAGCAGGCGAAACUGAACAAGGUCGAUAUCUUUUCGUUGCCCAUUAUGAACGGUUUUUUCAUUCGUGAAUUGUUUGCACGCACGGCGAAAAUGCGAGUGGCUGACACCGAUUGGACAACGAUUAAAGAUGGUUUCAACGAUUCAAGAUUUGAGACUGGUGACCAAAAUCAAUCGAACGGUUCGGAUGGUUCGAGUGAAAUCGAGAUUUUGCGGAACGAAAGUGAAAGUCGCAUUCAAACACGAAGCAGCAGCCGAUUGAGCCGCGUCAGUGACUCAGUUCCAAUUCAACCGGCACUCACAUCGACUCCGAUUCGUGCAUCACAGCAAUCGGUCAACAGUUUUAAUGCGCCACGAUCCCAGAGUGAUCUCUUCGAUCCAUCGCCAUCAUUCCAAGACAGUGCUCUUAUGCCACCACCAGACUUCCUAAAUGCCAGCCGAAGUCGCAUCGUGUUAAACGACCAAUCAAUUCCACAUUUGAACGAAAAAAAUGUGCCCGAAAUUGAUUUCAAUGAGUCUCCACUAGUCGAACACCACGAUUUGGCAACUCUGCUCGGCGAAAAUUCAUUGGAAUACACAAUAAUGCAAACGUUGAUGAAAUUGUGGCGGAAGGAUAACGUACACCCAAUCAAAGUUGAACACUUGUUGACACCACGCUGCAAUCGUUUCCAAGCCGCCAAAACAUUCUCAUCACUUUUGAGCCUCAAGAAGAAGAAAUUGGUUCAACUGGAGAAUUCAGCUGAUGGCAGAAUUGCUCACAUUUCACAAGGUGAAAGUUUGACGUCAAUCGCCGAUUAACUCUAGCAAUAGAGUGCUUCAUUCGGAUGACGCAAUAGAAGAUCCCAUUCUAAUAUCAAUCCCUAGUAUAUUUUGAUCGAUUCAAUCAUACCGAAUUUCGAAUCUUCGAAUAGUUCCAGUGAGAUUUUUUUCCAGAGAACAAAGAAAUCCCACUGAAAAUUGUUAAUAAUAAUAAUAAUGUUCGGCACCAAUGGCAUUUCUUUGCCUAAGGUGGUUAACAUAAAUUAUUUUUCUUGUAAAAAGCGAACCGGUAAUUGGUUUAAUUAGGAUUCACUCAUUUCCGUUCACUUUUCUCUUUUGGGACAUUCAGUGGUCGCAUUGCAUUUAUGUAAAUUGCUCAUUUUUUUCACCUAAGUUCAAUGGGUUAACUAAAUUUUCACCGAAAUUUUCAAACGGCCAUUAUUGAGGUAAACAUCGAUUUAAUUGCUUGAUACCAAAAAUUACAGCUAAUUUUUGCGAUCAUUUCAAAACUAUUUGUGAUAUUUUAAUCCGAUGGCCUAUUUAGGAUAAAAAUUAUACUGAGUGCCCAAAGAUGAUUCUAUGAGUAAAUAUGUCUAAAUUGAUGAAGAGUUCAAGAGAAUUGUAUUGAAUACAUUCACAUUGUCCAGAGGCUAAUAUGUGUCAGGAAACAAGUCAUAUAUGUAGAAUAAUUUAAUAUGAAAUAAAAAUUGUUUAUAAUCCAUUCAAA
Messenger RNA from Sitodiplosis mosellana (orange wheat blossom midge), 2820 nucleotides. RefSeq lists its product as uncharacterized. The transcript is spliced from 7 exons. NCBI's taxonomy places the organism in Eukaryota, Metazoa, Arthropoda, Insecta, Diptera, Cecidomyiidae. The coding region runs from base 327 to 2132 and encodes 601 amino acids. The record is from RefSeq and is a predicted model, not a curated record.